Molecule: messenger RNA, 749 nt
Organism: Oryza brachyantha (malo sina)
Lineage: Eukaryota; Viridiplantae; Streptophyta; Magnoliopsida; Poales; Poaceae
Exons: 3
Coding region: 259-582 (107 amino acids)
Biological process (GO): vacuolar proton-transporting V-type ATPase complex assembly
Cellular component (GO): endoplasmic reticulum membrane
Source: RefSeq, a predicted model, not a curated record
GCCCUCACGUCUCCACCUCGCCGUCGCCGCCGCCCGCCUCCCUCGCGCGCCGGCGCACCCCCCGAGCUCCCCCUCGCCUUGGGCUACGGUCCUCCCCUCCCCAACUCCGGGGUCUCGUCCUCUCGAUCUACUCUCGGCCCCGCCUAUCGAUCCCCGCUUUUGAUUCGCCUUUUCAAGCUCUUCGCGCCGGCGACGACGGGUACGCGCGAUUCGGCUGAAUUCCUCUCUCCGCAUUCCCGUUAGGACUUAGGAGAAGUAAUGUCAGGGGUGAUCACAAAGUUCGCUGUUGCGUCUAUGGUGAUGUGGAUGGUCCCAGUUGCAAUCGUGUAUGGGUUUUACUACCAGAUGUUUCCAGGUGUGAGUCAACUGUCAUCCUCAACACAAACUCUGGCAAGUGGAUUCCUUGCUGUUAUAUCUGUUAAUCUGGUAAUCGGGUUUUACAUAUGCAUGGCGAUGAAGGAGACUCCCCAGCAAGAGCCACAACCUGAUCCAACCUUCUUGGCUAAUGCUAAAGCAAGCAUUAAUCAACCAACUUCUUCUCAAUUGAAUGAUGAUUCCCAGGGAAAGGGAAAGGUGGAGUAGGUCAUAUCGCAGCAUGCACAUGUUUCACAUGUUAUCCAGAAACAUUUGUUUUAUGUCGUCAAUACCUAGCAUUUGAAUUCAAUAUUAUCUACUGUAAAUCUUGGGUACUAUGAAGCCAACAUGAGUUUUAUGUUUUGUACCGUUAUCAAGAUAUGGUGUUUGAUUUA